Messenger RNA from Corticium candelabrum, 7585 nucleotides. Its product is annotated as neurobeachin-like. The record is from RefSeq and is a predicted model, not a curated record. Gene Ontology annotation, molecular function: protein kinase binding. NCBI's taxonomy places the organism in Eukaryota, Metazoa, Porifera, Homoscleromorpha, Homosclerophorida, Plakinidae. Gene Ontology annotation, cellular component: cytosol; membrane. Bases 7 to 7473 code for a protein of 2488 amino acids. Gene Ontology annotation, biological process: intracellular protein localization. The transcript is spliced from 61 exons.
AUUCAGAUGACAUCAAAGCGGAGGUCUUCGCAUCUGCCCAAGUUACUAGCUCAAGUAGAAGGUGGAAGUAUUCGAACAGAGGCAAUCGACCCACUACUGUCUUUGGUGGUCGGUGGCAAGUUUGAUAUUCAGAAAAAAUAUCUGAUACAAGAUGCAGGAGGUCUGCAAAUAAUCAUUGAUGCGGUAGACCAUUGCUCAUCAGAUGUACAGGCUCAGAUAUGGAGUGUACUCGCCGAACUUCUUACCAAGAGUGUUCAUAACGUUGAUGAAUUUGUGAGGAGUGGCUUGACAGGGAAAGUACUGGACAAGCUGAUUGCAUGUCAAGAUGACAAUGUAGCUGGGAAGAUUGCAGUAGUUCUAGGUUUAUUAAUGAAGCAUAAUAUAACAGUCAAAGAACUGAAGUCACUCAUUACUGCUCUGAAAGGGCGAGAGGGCAAAUUUUGGCCUCGACAUGCGCACCUUCUUAUCUCUGUGUUACAAACGUUACCUCAUUCUCAUGUUCCAGACGCAUUCUUUCACUUUAAUGGAAGCGAUGGAGCUGCAAUAACUUUGCCACCUCUUGCACGUUGGCCAGGAACAUCAGGCUUCACGAUCUCGAUGUGGGUUCGCAUGGAACCAAAUCCGGAAGCGGAUAUGUCAGCAAGUCGUCCGGUCCUUUACUGGUUUAGAACAGGAAAGGGUCUUGGUUACUCUGCAUACUUUUCUGGAUUCACUUUGAUUUUGGAAUCAGCUAGCAAGACAAACAAAAAGCUUCAAUUUCAUCAAGUAGAGAAGCAGCUUCUACCAUAUCAAUGGUACAUGGUCACCAUUGUGUACAUCUACCAUCGCAUUGUGUCUAGUGAAGCUCACUGUUAUGUCAACGGUCAGUUUGCGUCUGCAGGAGAGCUGACAUUUGUCAGUGUGAAAGAUCCUUUUGACAAGUGUUUCUUGGGAACGUCUCCGGGAGCAACUCGCGAUGAUGUAUUCUGUGGUCAAAUGUCGACCGUUUAUCUCUUUCAAGAGCCACUAACGGAAGCAACUAUUGCUGCUCUGUUCAAGUUAGGCCCAAGCUAUCGAAGCCAUUUUAAGUAUAGUGCAGAGAGUGAUGUCCCCAUGACUGCUCAAGAGAAGAAGCUGUUGUAUGAUAGUCGUCUGUCAUCAUCGAUUGUGUUUAUGUACAACCCGAUGGCGUGUGAUGGACAGUUGUGUCUGGAGGCUUCACCAACAGAGAAUCCAUCAUUCUUUGUACACUCACCUCAUGCUACCAUGCUAGAGGGAGUUCGUCCAGUUGUAACUCAGUCAAUUGACAGUGCUCUUCAUUCCAUUGGUGGAGUUCAGGCAAUUUUUCCCUUGUUUUCUCAAUUGGACUUUUUGCACAUGACAUCAUCGGAUGAACGGAAGUGUAACUAUGGAGUUUGUGCUACUCUUUGGUCAUUAGUUUGUGAUCGCCUAUCUAAUUCUGUGACUCACCAGCAACAAAUGGUUCAGAAUCGGGGAUUCUUGCUUAUCAGUCAUUUACUGCAAAAGGUUUCUCCACAACAUUUGACAGAAGAAGUACUUGAUCUUCUUCUCAACUUUGCCAGGCAUCUAAUACUAACACCGAGUCGAGCAGCUCUGCUUCAAGAUCUUCUGCAUCAUAUCUUUUUUAAUCCUGAUUUGUGGAUUCAUACAGAAGCAAAGAUUCAGAUAAAGCUGCUGAGCUCUCUUGUGACAGAGUUUGUUGUGCCAACUGCAAAGGAAAUGUUGGAACAGUCAUAUCAUGUAGUUAAUGUUCGGCAGCAAAUAGGAGUGCCACGAUUAAUGUAUAUAUUAAAGCACUACUACUGGAUCAAACUGCCACCGGGAGCAGCUAAGGGCUUGGGUGUACGACCAAGCAGUGACGAGAUGCAGUUUCUGAGAUCAUUUUUGUUGCUGAUUGUGAAGUACUUAGUCUCAGAGGGAAAAGGAAUAACUGUAGAAGAAAUGGUCAGUCUACUUCGUUUUGUUACAACUGUUCACGAGGAAGAGAGUCUUUUAGAUGUUCUACAGUUAUUGCUUUCACUGGCUACAGAGAAAGCUGAUCAAUUUGUGCCUGUUUUUGAUCAAAGCAAAGGAAUGAGGGCUUUGUUUGCUCUUUUUGAAUCAGAGAAUGAAGAAGUUUGGAUUUUUUCAUUAAAGCUGCUAGGAAUAUAUCUCCAUCAUUUACCAACUAAGUACGCCAAUGAAAUAACUGAAGAAUACAGCAUAUUCCGAAUGAUUGCCAAGAAGAUGGCUGCCCACAGAAUGCCAAUAUCAGUUUCUAUAUAUAACGCAUUGUAUGAGGUGAUGAUUGAUAAAGUUUCAAACAAGAUCACAAAAGUUCGUCGUAAAGAUGCAGAGCCUGAUGUGACAAUUCGAUGGCCAGCGGUUAUUCCUGCAAUAGUUCAGUUGCUGUUGUGGAGGAAAGAUGAUGUUGGUGGUGAGAAUGUGAGAACUCAAUCACCAGAAAGCUCUGCCUCUGACUGUGAAGACAGUGGUUCUCGACUAAGUCUUUGUGAAAAGAUAAGUCUACUGCUAUUGACAGACUUGACCUUGUUAACAGCUAAUCACAACAACUGCAGAGUGUUGAUGUCUCGAAUGGGUUGGCAAAAGUGGCUUGUGUGUGUAGGGGAGAUAGCUUGCAGAGUUGAAGGAAUUGAUGGCAAAUUGUCUCAACUUGCUUUUGGUGUAUUUCAAAACGUUAUCUCAUAUGCUGUUUAUUGUGAAAGAGAAGGCUGGCGUGUGUGGGCAGAAACCAUAGCUUUAAUCAAUGUGCAGCUGAAUGACGAGCAGCAGCAGAGAGAAUUUCGUGAACGGCUACAAAGGAUGGCAAGCCAGUCUCCAGAAGUAACACGUAGUGGAUCUUUGCAAGCUUCACAAACAGCAAUGGAGGUGACUAUUGAACACACUGUAGUAGAAUGCGCUGAGAUGUUUCAAGAUCAGACUGAUGGAGAAGCUGCAACAGAUGAUUUAAACAGCAAGACAUCUACUCUAUGUACAGAGGAAAGUUCAACGCAUAAUGGGGAACCGCCAAUCAGUAGUGGUGAAAAAUUUCUUAGUGUUGAAGAAAAGAAAGAAUUUAAUGAAGAUGGAGGAGACUUUGUUUCUGCAACAGACAAGAGAGACAAACUACGAAAGAGCAGCUCACCAGUUUUUUCAGAUUCGGUCCCUCUUGUGAGUGGUCAGGGCUUUGUGCCAUCACCCACAUUUCCUUUUACAUCAAGAUCUCUCAGCAACACAUCAACUAGUGGGGUAGCUAGCUAUCGAUUCUCGUGGUCACCAAUUCAUCAGCAACUUUUAAGCAAUUUACUAGGCUACAUUCUUGCACAUUUAGAAAGCUGGAAACAGACAAGUGAAAAAUCAAUGACUGAAUUUGCCGUUGAGAAGGAGAAUGCCUUUUUUGUGUCAAACAUUGCUCACGUGUUGUCUCUGACUGCAGACAACAUGAUUGUUGCAGCUGGAGGCAUCGACAAGUUUAUGCAGAGAGCAUCAGUGGAUCAACGGAGUUAUAGUUUCGACGUUUCAGGAUCUGCAGUUUCAGAGGAAUCAGCUCUUGCGUUUAUUGCCCAAAUGAUGAAGAUUGGUAAUCUUCUAGUUUUUGGCACGAUAAUGGAUUUUUCAAAUGUUGAAGCUGCUCGCAAGAUGGUGUCAGGAGGAAUUGUUCGACAAUGUAUGCGUUUAUUGUUGUGUCAUGCUGCAAGUGAAGCGUCUGCCAAUAGUAGAUACAUUAAAGGAACGUUUUCAGCAGAGAAAGACGUGCUAUCUGAGCUGGAUGCUCAGGUAAGUGCUUUACUGGGAGAGUUUGGACAGGGAAGUGAUCAGAUGGGUCAGUAUAUGAGACAAGUCCUCCAAGAUCGUGUAAAGCAGCUAUACAAUAGCCAGUCAAUUUUAUCUCUCGAUCAUGUGAAUAUGAUUACAGCUGCACUUCACAGGGAAAAGGAAUCAUCAGAGAUACUAAAUACAUUAGCAAUGAUUGUUCUACACUUUGUUGCUGAGUUGACCGUCACAUCCUAUAGUCAUCUUGUAUCCGUUCAUGAAUCUCCAAUGCCAUCUCCUGUUGCUGAUCGUGUAGUCAAACACAUGGUAGAGGAGCAAAUGAUGGGCGGCAUGUCACCAUGGAGAACAAGAAGAUCAAGAAGUUCAACGGGUGAUACUCCAGGUCUGAAAAAGUUGAAAAGUCUUAUUCCAGACAAGCUGUCAUUGUCACUGGGGAAGAAGGAGGAGUUAUCACCAUCACCUGUCAGUCCACAUGCUCCUGAAGUGAAAAAGGUAGUUGGAGGGGAGCCAGCUACACAAGAACAAACUGUUGAUGUGGCCGAAGAAAUGAAAGCGUUGCUAGUACAUGUAACACCUUUGCUUUCAAGACUAUUUACAGAGUUCAAACCAUUUUUUACAAAGACACUUUGUGGGAGUCAGGACCAGGAACUGAUGACAAAAGCUUUCUUUUCGGUUGUGCAAUCAGAUUCACCAAUAGAGCUCGUCAUGCUCUUGUCAUCACAGGAAUGGCAGAAUGCACUUCAAGUUCAUGCAGGCCUUGCGUUUGCAAAACUGGUCAAGGAAGGCGGGCAAGUACAACGCAUCGUUGAGGCAUGGUUGCUUCAGAUUGGUCAAAGAAUACAACUACUCUGUGCCAAAGAGGAAGGCCAUUGUACAGUGAAGCAUGCUGCCUUUGAGGAACUGUGUUCUACUUGGUAUUUACAAUGUUGUGAGGACGAGACUGCAUUCAAUCACAGUCAGUUAGCACUGCAACAGAGAUAUCAGAACCAAGCCCACCAGAUCUGGAUGAAAGUCAGCGACGUUUUAAUGAACAAACAUGGUGCUUGGGGGUCACCAGAAGACAACUCACUGUCCUUUAUGCGUUUGGACACUUGGGAAGAUGACUCGAGAAGGCGAAUGAGACUAAUAAAGAACCCACAUGGUUCAACACAUGCUGAGGCUAUUGUUUAUCCUACAACUUUUGAUGAGGCUGACACGAGGUCGAUUGAGGCAGCUCGUGAAGCUCUACGUCUAAAGUUGGCACUGGCAGACAAAGAACCGGAUGUGCUUUCCAAUACAGACAGCGACGAGGCAGAAAUAGGGCCCGAAGAAAUCGACUUGGAGCAGAAGAUCACUUUUUCUGGAAAAGUAGUGCUCUCAUGUCAAUGUAGUGUCAUUGCACCAUGUGUCCAGGCACCUGGAUCUUUGACUAUCACAACGUCUGCUAUAUACUUUACAGCCGAUGAAGACAGUGAGGAAUAUCAACAUAUUGAUCCAAAGGUGUUGCUGUACACUAAUUGCUUACAUUCUGAGUGGUCUUUGACUGAAAUUAAAGGAAUACUGAUGCGUCGCUAUCUGUUUCAGUCAAAUGCUGUUGAAAUAUUUUUUGCUCGACAAGGCUCCAUUUUGUUUCUAUUUGAUGAUUCCAAAAUGGUGAAGAAAAUAGUUCGCUCUCUUCCUCGAGUUGGGGCAGGUCAUCCAUAUGGACUACCACUCACUCGAGCAACAAGCCUUGCUAGUCCCAUGCAGCUUUUUCGAAAGUCAAACAUGACUCAUCGAUGGCAACAUGGGGAGGUGUCCAACUUUGCCUACUUGAUGUUUCUCAAUACAAUAGCAGGUCGAACAUACAACGAUCUCAACCAAUAUCCAGUCUUUCCAUGGAUAUUGAACAAUUUCACAUCUCAACAACUGGAUCUCAGUGAAGAGUCAAACUAUCGAGAUCUAUCAAAGCCUAUUGGUGCUCUAAACGAACGUCGUCUGAAAUACUUUGAGGAGAGAUAUGAGAUGUGGGAUGAUGACACUAUUCCUCCAUUUUUCUAUGGAACACAUUACUCAAAUAUGGCGAUUACAUUGGGAUGGCUUAUUCGAAUGGAACCAUUUGCAACACAGUUUCUACAGUUUCAAAGUGGAAAAUUUGAUCAGCCAGGUAGGACGUUUGCAUCAGUUCCUCGUGCCUUGGACAACUGUAUGCAAGACACUUCAGAUGUAAAGGAGUUGAUUCCUGAGUUGUUCUAUCUACCAGAGAUGUUUCUAAACAAGAAUCAGUUUGUGUUUGGAGUCGACGAAGAUGGUCAUAACGUCAAUGACGUUGAGCUACCACCAUGGGCAUCUAAUGCAGAAGAAUUCAUCCACAUUCAUCGUCAAGCAUUGGAGUCAGACUAUGUUUCUGCCCAUCUCCAUGAGUGGAUCGAUCUGAUAUUUGGUUACAAGCAGAGAGGCGAUGAAGCUGUUCUUGCUAAAAAUGUAUUUUACUAUUUGACGUAUGAAGGCAGUGUUGAUCUUGAUGCAAUCGAAGAUGUUGUGACCAGAAGAGCUGUUGAGAUGCAAAUUCGUCACUUUGGACAGACACCUGCACAGCUUCUUACUCGCCCUCAUCCACGAAAACUGACGUUAGAGUUGGGUCAGACGAUGCCACGAUUGGAGUCAGACAACUUGAGAGUCUUGGCUACUAUAGCUGUGACACAUGACAUACCGAUUGCCUCUGUUCAUGCUCUAACAAGUCCUUAUGCACCGUCACCAGUGAUUACAGCGAUCAGCUGUAACCAAGCAUUUGCUGUGAACAGUUGGUCGUUAACAGCUUCGGCUGACCCUCGUAUACCACCAUCGUUGACUAUAACUCCAGAUCCGGCACUUGGAUCGGCUGUCAUGCAUCAGCGUCGUUUGGGAGAGCCACUGGAUCAAAGAGUGACGCCCAGCUCUGCCUGCUUUACUCUCACCGGUGAUCACAAGUACAUUCUUGCUUGUGGCUACUGGGACAGCAGCUACAAGUGCUUUUCAACAGACACGGGUCGAAUGGUUCAGUCUGUGUUCGGACAUCAUAAUAUCGUCACUUGUAUUUCGUACUCGCCUCAGUUUGGCUUUCCUGGAAGUUUUUCGGCUGUGACCGGCGACGGUUUGGUGGCGUCUGGAUCAUUGGAUGCCACCGUGUUGAUCUGGCAGUAUUCAGCACGAGUUCAAAGGAUUGUGGGAUAUGAUGAAGAUGAUGUGAUUGUCAAUUCUCGUGCUAUUCUAACUGGUCAUGAACAUCCGAUUAUUUGUCUAGCAGUCAGUGGCUCUCACGGUCUUGUCGUCAGUGGCUCACAAGGUGGUACAUGCUUGCUGCAUACAAUUGAUGGCGACUUGUUGUAUUCGUUGAGUUCAUCUUUGUCUCUGUCUCGUCCACAUCUAGCAGCUAUUAGCUGCAAUGGUCACGUGAUCCUCGAAUAUUCUGAUUCGAAUGGAUACUUAGUGGUGUACAGUUGUAAUGGCAUGCUACUGGCUCAUCAAGCAUUGGAAGAGCACUUACUGGCUAUGACCAUUUCUGCUGACGGAGGUUGGAUUGUAUCAGGAGGCUUUGGUAAACAGAUUGUCGUGCGACGACUUCACAAUCUCAAAGUUACAGAAACAUUUCCACCAUGCAGUAGCACCAUUCGCUCACUUGAUCUCACUCAUGAUCAAUUGUUUGUCAUUGUUGGUCUUGCCUCGGGUCAUGUCAUUGUGAUUCCUCUUGGACUGAAGAGCUUUGGUGAUGUCAGACUGUAGGUAGUGGUACUCGACUUAUUUCUAUAACAUUUAUGUACGAAACGAUAAACUUGUAUGGAUGCUUGAUACAGUCAUAUUGUCACUCCACGAAUGGAAAUUAUUAUAUGUGAAA